AUGAGUAAACCGCGCCACGAACCGUUCAAGACACCGCCAAGGAUCGACCCUGGACCGAACCACUGCUGGGUCCAAAACUGGGAAAUGUCUGAUGAAUUCGAACGGUCUCUAACAGAUUCGUGGAUGAGAAGACAGCGCUGGGAGACCAUCAACCCCACAUGGAAGGGAAGAGCGCCAUCCUUCUUCAAAAAAGACAAUGUGAUUGUCCAGAAUGGAUCCAUGAAGUUGCGGUCAAGAGAGGACAACCCUCCUGCAUACUUUCCUUCUAUGUACAAGGACUUUUCCACAGCUUUCGUAAGAACUCGCAAAAGAAGUCUCUACGGUUACUUUGAGAUUUACUGUCGCAUGAUGGAUAGCAAAAUCUCUAGUGCAUUUUGGUUUGCCUACAACACACCAAAUGAGUGGACUGAACUUGACGUUUUUGAGUAUUCAACUAGCGACAAACCAACAAGCUUUGGUAAGCCGUACAAGCAGCUGUUUAAUACGAAUAUGCACGUCCAUCGCAAUCCCAACGGUGUCAAAAUGAGUUCUCCGCAAGUCUAUGAUGCUGGUUUUGACCUCAGCGCACAACCCGUGAAGGUUGGGUUCAACUGGCAAGAGGAUAAGAUCCAGUGGUACUUGAAUGAUAAGCUUGUGAGAGAAGAAAAAAACGAGUACUUCCAUCAACCGUUGCACCUUCAAUUAGAUUCCGAGGCAUUUCCGAUUUGGUUCGGGUUGCCCGAAACUGGUGGUUGUCACAAGAACUCGUUGCCAAACGCGUUUGAAAUCUUCUACGUGCGAUCGUGGAACAGGUCAGUGCACACGAGUCGAACGCGUUCAAAACUCUCUCACCUCAAAAAAACUCUCAAACUAACUUUCUCUUGUAUCCUGCAUUGGCUUGCCACUCACAGGAAAGCGAGGUCGUGA
Molecule: messenger RNA, 906 nt
Organism: Chondrus crispus (carragheen)
Lineage: Eukaryota; Rhodophyta; Florideophyceae; Gigartinales; Gigartinaceae
Product: glycoside hydrolase family GH16 Endohydrolysis of (1-4)-beta-D-linkages of galactans
Exons: 1
Coding region: 1-906 (301 amino acids)
Biological process (GO): carbohydrate metabolic process
Molecular function (GO): hydrolase activity, hydrolyzing O-glycosyl compounds
Source: RefSeq, a predicted model, not a curated record